UCCAGGAGGCAAGGAGUCAAGGCCUAAGCGUGCUUUGCGCUUGUAAGAGAGAGAAUACUGACUCUUCUAGAGAGAGAAACACACUUUCAAAUUGACGGGAGGUUUCCGGCGACUGUUGCUGUUGUCGGUCGUGGUUUGCUCCGACGGCUAGGACAAGUAACCCGAACGGAAGUUUUAAGGUUAAGCUAUUUUUGAGAGAGCGUUUUGUUUCGGUCGACUGGAGAACUCGCUGUCUUCGCUGCUGCUUCUAGAGAUUAUCACGAGCGAAAUUUGGCGUUUCGAGCGGUUGAAUUGCUCUCUUGUUUUCUCCUUAACGGCCUGAAUUAUAAGUUACUAUGGUGGAGAUGGAGUGGCCUGGGAGUCUUGAUGAAUAUUCAAAGCUUAUCAAUCGGAUGAACGCGCCCAGGGUUGUAAUCGACAAUACCGUAUGCGAAACUGCGACUCUGGUCAAGGUCGACAGUGCAAGAAGACAUGGAAUCCUCUUGGAAGCUGUACAAGUGUUAACGGACUUGAACCUUUCAAUUCAGAAAGCUUACAUUUCUUCAGAUGGAAGAUGGUUCAUGGAUGUUUUUCAUGUGACUGAUAUUGAGGGAAAUAAAUUAACCGACCAGGGCGUUAUUAGCUACCUUGAGAAGUCACUUGCAACGAUUCACUGUGGCAAAGCUGCUGCCUCAAACGAUUUCACAGCCCUGGAGCUAACUGGGACAGACCGUGUCGGGCUUCUUUCGGAGAUAUUUGCAGUGUUGGCUGAGCUUCAAUGCGAUGUUGUUGAGGCUAAAGUGUGGACUCAUAAUGGCCGAAUCGCUUCCUUAAUAUAUGUCAAGGACUGUAAUUCUGAUUCCCCUAUCAAUGACUCCCAGAAAAUAGACACCAUUGUUGGACGUUUGAGGAAUGUUUUGAAAGGCGAUGAUGACAUUCUUUAUGCCAAGACCUCGGUCUCCAUGGCGGUCACCCAUACUGAAAGAAGGUUACACCAGAUGAUGUUUGCUGAUCGUGACUAUGAAAGGAAGCCUGUUCUGCAGCAUAGUGAUGAUGAUUCACCUGUAGUGACAGUUCAGAAUUGGGUUAAGAGGGGUUACUCAGUUGUGAAUGUUCAAUGUAAAGAUCGAAUGAAGCUGUUAUUUGACGUUGUUUGCACGUUGACCGACAUGGAUUAUGUAGUUUUUCAUGGCACCAUCACUACAGCAAUGGAUACAGCAUAUCUGGAAUUUUACAUCAGGCACACUGAUGGAACUCCAAUUAGCUCCGAGGCUGAAAGGCAGCGUGUCAUCCAAUGCUUACAAGCUUCCGUGGAGAGGAGGACAUCACAGGGUGUGAGAUUGGAGUUGUGCACAACCGACAGGCCAUGUCUCUUAGCGGACGUUACCAGAACAUUUAGAGAGAACGGUUUAAACGUCACAAGAGCAGAGGUAUCGACUUCAGCAGAGGUAGCUCUAAACCUCUUCUACGUAACGAAUGCACAUGGGAGUGCUGCAGACGCGAAAACCAUCGAGUCUGUUCGGGAGAAAAUUGGGUUGAGCAGCUUGAAAGUGAAGGAACUGCCAUUGAUUUCUCAACAAAAGACAGAAGGGGAGGAGCAGGCGGCGGGUGUUGGUGGGGCCGUGUUGUUAUCUCUUGGGAGCAUAUUGAGAAGGAAUCUAUACAACUUGGGAUUGAUCAGGUCAUACUCGUAGGAAUAAUAUAAUAGCAGAGCAUGGAAAGUUAAAAGGAAAAAGCAAUCGAGUUAUUCCAAGAUUUGUCCAUAUGUCUAGUUUAGCCUAGCAUAUUCUUUGCUUGAAGUUUGGUCAUAUUGUGUACAUAAAAGAAGCAACAUUUGAAGGAAGGGAAGGGCUGGUUUGGUCGGCGAAGAGGAGAAAGAACAAGGGAACUGCUUGUUAUACGUCUGCCAUCUGCUGCUGCUUGCUUAGGUUGUAUACAGCUUAACACAUUGUACAUAACACCCUUUUUUUAAGUACUUGAAUCAAUCUUUACCUUUUGUUUUU
Molecule: messenger RNA, 1982 nt
Organism: Cucurbita pepo subsp. pepo (vegetable marrow)
Lineage: Eukaryota; Viridiplantae; Streptophyta; Magnoliopsida; Cucurbitales; Cucurbitaceae
Product: ACT domain-containing protein ACR8
Source: RefSeq, a predicted model, not a curated record